CCAGCGUCUGGGCCUCGUCCCCUUCUCUCUGUCUCCCUCUCGUCCCCCAUCUCGUCCCCCGACACUGACACCCCGUUACUCCUGCACGCUCUCUUCAGUCUCAGCCUUGCUCUCCAGACCGCGCCAUCCGAGGCUACGGAGGACCAUGACUAAGACGGAUCCUGCCCCAAUGGCCCCUCCGCCCCGAGGUGAGGAAGAAGAGGAGGAGGAGGAAGAUGAACCGGUCCCAGAAGCCCCCAGCCCCACCCAGGAGCGCCGGCAGAAGCCAGUUGUGCACCCCUCAGCACCUGCUCCGCUCCCCAAAGACUACGCUUUUACCUUCUUCGAUCCCAAUGACCCUGCAUGCCAGGAAAUUCUGUUUGACCCGAAGACCACCAUCCCAGAACUGUUCGCCAUUGUACGCCAGUGGGUCCCCCAAGUCCAGCACAAGAUAGACGUCAUUGGCAAUGAGAUUCUGCGGCGUGGCUGCCAUGUGAAUGAUCGAGACGGCCUCACAGAUAUGACACUGCUCCAUUAUGCGUGCAAGGCUGGGGCCCAUGGAGUUGGGGACCCUGCUGCCGCAGUGCGUCUCUCACAGCAGUUGCUGGCGCUAGGCGCUGACGUGACCCUGCGCAGCCGCUGGACCAACAUGAACGCGCUUCACUAUGCAGCCUAUUUCGAUGUGCCAGACCUUGUGCGUGUGCUGCUGAAGGGGGCGAGGCCCAGGGUGGUGAACUCCACCUGCAGUGACUUCAACCAUGGCUCCGCUCUGCACAUCGCUGCCUCGAAUCUCUGCCUGGGCGCCGCCAAAUGUUUACUGGAGCAUGGUGCCAACCCAGCACUGAGGAACCGAAAGGGACAGGUACCAGCGGAAGUGGUCCCGGACCCCACAGACAUGUCCCUUGACAAGGCAGAGGCAGCCCUGGUGGCCAAGGAACUGCGGACACUGCUAGAAGAGGCCGUGCCACUGUCGUGCACCCUUCCCAAAGUCACACUACCCAACUACGACAACGUCCCGGGCAAUCUCAUGCUUAGCGCGCUGGGCCUGCGCCUAGGAGACCGAGUUCUCCUCGAUGGUCAGAAGACCGGCACGCUGAGGUUCUGUGGGACCACCGAGUUCGCCAGCGGCCAGUGGGUGGGCGUGGAGCUAGACGAGCCGGAAGGCAAGAACGAUGGCAGCGUCGGGGGUGUCCGGUACUUCAUCUGCCCUCCCAAGCAAGGUCUCUUUGCGUCUGUGUCCAAGGUUUCCAAGGCAGUGGACGCACCCCCUUCAUCUGUCACCUCCACGCCCCGGACGCCCCGGAUGGACUUCUCCCGCGUUACUGGCAAGGGCCGAAGGGAGCACAAAGGGAAGAAGAAGUCACCAUCUUCCCCAUCUCUGGGCAGCCUGCAGCAGCGUGAAGGCGCCAAAGCUGAAGUUGGAGACCAAGUCCUUGUGGCGGGCCAGAAGCAGGGGAUCGUGCGCUUCUACGGGAAGACUGACUUUGCCCCAGGUUACUGGUAUGGCAUCGAGCUGGACCAGCCCACGGGCAAACAUGACGGCUCUGUGUUCGGCGUCCGGUACUUUACCUGUGCCCCGAAGCAUGGCGUCUUCGCACCAGCGUCUCGUAUCCAGAGGAUUGGUGGAUCCACUGAUCCCCCCGGAGACAGUGCUGGAGCCAAAAAAGUACAUCAAGUGACAAUGACACAGCCCAAACGCACCUUCACGACAGUCCGGACCCCAAAGGACAUUGCGUCAGAGAACUCUAUCUCCAGGUUACUGUUCUGCUGCUGGUUCCCUUGGAUGCUGAGGGCGGAGAUGCAGUCUUAGAGGCCCUGGAUAACACAGAGAGAGUCCCCUCUAGCAUCUUCCUGACACAAGGAGCUCCCCCGUCACCCCAAGAUAGAGAUCCCCAGUGACGCCUCCAGAAUAGAAACCCCCUGUUAGCCAGCCCUCGAUUACUGAGGUCCCAUUAUUAACAGAACUCCCAUGAUGACGACUCCCCAAAUACAGACCUCAUGUUACCCCAGAAGAGAUUCCCUGAGUAGCACCUUCAGGCUAGUCCCUGUCCUCUACUGCUCGGAGCAGAGUUCCCCCAAUAAACAUUUUCCACGUCACCCAAGGGACGCCGCCCCUCUCCACAACAGGACGUUCUUGAGUUACCGUGAUUAGGGUCCACGAACGAAGACCCCGCCCCGGUUCUCCUUAAGCAUAGGCCACGCCUCCAGAAUAGCCAGCCAUGUCACUGUCGCCAUUUAACAUCAGUCUCCUCAAAAUGUUGUGACCCCAAGGUCACCAGAAACCCCGUACCCCCCCUUAUCAGAGAUGCCCUCCACUCACUCGAGUCCCCGUUCUCACGCCCAAACAAGACACCCACUUAGCCGGCCCACUCACCCCAAUUUACAAACACCAAAACCAUCCUGGAAGCAUGAAUUCCAGGACAACAAGUCUUCCUGCCCUCUGUACCCCGAGAGACCCCCAGUGCCUUGUACGAAGCCCCACCCCCCAACACGGCCCACAGUCCCUGUGCUGGCCAAGGCUCCCAGAAAAUUCUCUAUUUUUUAAACUAAUAACUUCUCCCCCUUUGGGGGAGGGAAAUCCCCAAAUUUGGAGGCCCCAUUCUAGAACUCUGGGGAGUUCAGAUCCAGAGAGAAUAUAUAUUAUAUAUAUCCCCAAUUCCCCAUCCCGCCAAGCCCUACAAUCUCUAGAAGACCCCAAAUUUCUAAUUCCCAGGAUUUCCCCUACCCAAGUCACAGAAUUUUCAAAUCCCUAGGGAAUCCCAAACUUAAGAUCCCCCAAUCCCAAACCCUCAGGAAACCCCCAACUACAAGGUCCUUAGGACCGGGAGGAAGGAACCCUUUGCCAGGAGAACAUCCCAGACUCUCUGGGCAUCUCAAACCUGACUCCCAGGCACCAGGAGACCCCAGACAGGAAGUCCCAUCUUUGGAACAAGGAUAGAGGACUCACUAAUACUCUAAGUCCAUGGAUCUUCUAAUCUCCCCACCUCCAAAUUCCAUGGGCCCCACCUUCAAGGGAACCCCCAAGUCCCAAAUCUCUGAUUGCUAAUAUGUGCAGGGCCCAGGGCUCUAAGAGGACCCCAAGUCAUGGGGUCCCUACAUCAAUCUACCUUCCAGUCACAGGUCCAAGACACUCAAUCUCGAGUCAUUGGCCCCAAAGGUCUUCACAGCACCUGGGCCAGACCAACAGCCUGAGGGAGAACCUGAGGGCCCCAUAGGUCCAGAGCAGACCUGGGGCCCUGACUACCAAGGACAGCUCACGACUGCCCCUUCACUGCAUGUCCCUAAACUCAGCAUGACUCCUGUCCUCUUCAAUAAAGACGUUUCUAUGGC
This is a messenger RNA of Apodemus sylvaticus (European woodmouse), 3309 nucleotides long. It is a transcript of the gene Clip3, whose product is annotated as CAP-Gly domain containing linker protein 3. Gene Ontology annotation, cellular component: nucleus; cytoplasm; microtubule plus-end. Gene Ontology annotation, molecular function: microtubule plus-end binding. Gene Ontology annotation, biological process: cytoplasmic microtubule organization. Bases 146 to 1789 code for a protein of 547 amino acids. The transcript is spliced from 14 exons. NCBI's taxonomy places the organism in Eukaryota, Metazoa, Chordata, Mammalia, Rodentia, Muridae. The record is from RefSeq and is a predicted model, not a curated record.